CACCUCAUCACGCUAGGGGCGGGACAAGAGGGAAACUGCGUUUUCCGGCGCAAGAUGAUGGCGUCACAGGGGCGGGCUGGUACGUUCCGUUGCUUGGAUCUGUCCACCUAACUGGCCUGAAGACUCCCCUGUCGGCCACAAAUUGCAAUGGCCAUUUGCCAGUUCUUUCUCCAAGGCCGUUGCCGCUUUGGAGACCGCUGCUGGAACGAACAUCCCGGUGCUAGAGGUGCUGGCGGGGGACGACAGCAACAGCCCUCAGGUUAUAACAGGAGUGAAGGAAAUACCACCAGCCAGAAAUACUCCAAUAUCAUCCAGCCAUCCAGCUUCUCCAAAUCCACACCAUGGGGAGGCAGUAGAGAUCAAGAAAAGCCGUCUUUCAGUUCUUUUGAUUCUAAAGCUUCAACUACCAGAAACACAGGUUUUGGACUGUCUCAGAACCCAUUUGCUUCACCUAGCUCUGAAGAGCAGAAAGAUGAAAAGAAGCUUCUGGAAGGAAUCAUAAAAGAUAUGGAGAUUUGGGAGUCAUCAGGGCAGUGGAUGUUUUCUGUUUAUUCACCAGUGAAAAAGAAACCUAGUAUUUCAGGUUUUACAGAUAUUUCACCAGAGGAAUUGAGGCUUGAAUACCAGAACUUCUUAGCCAGCAAUAACUUACAGAGUUAUCUAAAUUCUGUCCAACAGUUGAUAAAUCAAUGGAGGAAUAGAAUAAAUGAACUGAAGAAUCUAAAUACCUCAACUAAAGUAGCUUUGCUUUCUGAUUUAAAGGAUGAAGCAAAUCAUGCAGCACCUACAUUUGGAUUUGGAAGCAGACAAGCAGGAACAUUUGGGUCACCAGGUUUUCCAGUGAGUAACAGCAGCACUACUAUUCCUCAGAAUUUUAGUUUUAAAACAAACCCUGGAAUUGUCGCUGUCCCUGAUGGAAGCCCUUCUGUGUUUGGGGCCCCUCUAGCGUUUGGAGCUAUGCCCUCUUCUAGUUCUGCCAGUUCAACUUCCACUCCAAAUUUUAGAUUUGGAAAACCUGAAAUCACUUCUGCUGCUUCAUUUUCAUUUAAAAGCCCUACAGCCUCUAGUUUUGGAUCACUCGCAUUUUCAGGAUUUCCAGCUUCCGUGGCAGCAGGUCCUUUUGGAGCUCCAGGGGCCCCAGCUUUCGGAAGUGGCAGUUCUGUGGCUGGUUUUGGUAGUCCUGGCUCACCUUCUCACACUGCUUUUUCUAAGCCAUCUAAUGACAGUAGAGCUACCUCCCUCACAGCCUCCAGUGUCACCGUUACAACAGACAACUUGUUAUUCACACCCAAGGAUCAACUAACAGCAGAAGAACUGGAACAAUUUCAAUCCAAGAAGUUUAUUCUGGGGAAAAUUCCAUUAAAGCCACCACCUGUGGAGCUUCUACAUAUCUAAAAGGGCAGUUUUAAAUACAGAAAAGAAUAAAGAGAUUGGGGGUCUUUUGGGAUUUUUUUUGAGUUAGGAAUCAUACCUGACUCUACUACUAAGCUAUGCUCACAGCCUUGGGAAUGGCUUUUCAAAUUGUCUUAUGUGGUUCAUAUAAAAGAAUAUAUAGAGAUACAUAUAGAUAGAUAUAUGUAUGUAUGAAUGUUUAUAUAUAUAUGUAUGUAUGUAUAUGUAUGUAUAUAGAUGCUUUCAGUAAGUUUGAGGAUAUUUAAAGUUUACCUUUCUUCUUGAGCCUAACUGCAUAAAACAUAAUAAAAUACAACAUCAACAAGGUAAUUUUUUUGGACUGUAAUUACAAAUGGAACUGAAAUAAUUUAUAUGUAUUGAAUAAAAUAAUUUUCUUAUUCUAUAUCACUUUACUACUUUAGAACUUAAAAAAUUUGUACUGAAUAAAUUAUUUUCUCACUCUGUA
Molecule: messenger RNA, 1858 nt
Organism: Chinchilla lanigera (long-tailed chinchilla)
Lineage: Eukaryota; Metazoa; Chordata; Mammalia; Rodentia; Chinchillidae
Gene: Nup42
Product: nucleoporin like 2
Exons: 7
Coding region: 148-1395 (415 amino acids)
Cellular component (GO): nuclear envelope
Molecular function (GO): nuclear export signal receptor activity; metal ion binding
Source: RefSeq, a predicted model, not a curated record